Messenger RNA from Cuscuta epithymum, 1290 nucleotides. NCBI's taxonomy places the organism in Eukaryota, Viridiplantae, Streptophyta, Magnoliopsida, Solanales, Convolvulaceae. The record is from the annotation of a GenBank genome assembly.
GAAGAAAUGACUAUGGAGGAGAUUUUGAAGAUAAAGCCAUAAAGAUUUUCGUGAUCAUAGUUGGCAUGUACAGUAAAGAUGGAGUGAUGAAGAUACUGAAAAAUAUUGAUGCCUUGCAGGUGCGUACACUGUAAAAUGGAAGAAGGGUCAAACAGUGUUACCAUAGGUGGGGAUGUGGAUCCUGCAGUGGUGAUUGCAAAACUGAGAAAGCGUGGCAAGAAAUCCCAGCUAGCAGCGGCAGCAGAUUCUCUUGCCAGUAACAAAGAUGAUGCCAGUGGUGUUAGCAGUACGGUGGGGAAGCAAAAGAAAAUGGUACAGAAACUCCAACCGCAGCCUCCACUGCAACCACCCAAAGGUGGAGAUCUGCCACCGCUUCUGAAAUCUCCACAGCAGGUGAUGAAGGCUCCCCAAUCCACUUCUACUACACAUUUCCCUUGUCCUUCCGUGCCCACGCUUCAGAAAAGUUCUGAGCCUGCCACUGAUCAUGGUGCUGGGGGCAGCAGCAGCAGCGUUAUCAGUAAGAUAGAGAAGCAAAUGAAAAAGGUACGGCAGCUGCUGCUACAGCAGCCACCGCCACCCAAGGGUGAAGAUCUCCAAUUGCUUUAGAAAUCUCCAGAGCGGGUGAUGAUGGCUCCCCAAUGCACUUCUACUGGUGUAAGUGCUUCCAACACAAACCCAACCCAAGAGUCUCUCAAACUCGACUUGCCUGGGGAUUGUGGAAGGACCAAACCCGCUCCCUUUCCAUCUGCGGCCCCAUUUCGAAAAAGCUCUGUGCCCACCACUGAUUUUGGUGCUGCAGGUCAGACUCUGAUAGGGAGUGGAUCACAACAUGCUAGUGGUAUCACCAUUGGAGCGGGGGGUGGCGGUUCGAUUCCAGUAAUGAGUAUAGCUCAGGGGUGAAUGCCGAUGGGUAAGAGGGCUCAAAUGAGAAAUAUCCCUAUGGCUCGCAUUCCUCCACCACCAGCCCCACUAUUAUCCAGCGCCGGUUGUGCCAAGGGUCUUCGGAAAGAGGACGAAGGCAAAGGCAGUGGACUUUUGCAAGGAGGACAUGGCAUUGGGUGGUAUAACCAUGAAGUGGUUGUACCUCCCGAUGUUUAUGAUGCGCCUCCUCUGGAAGCUUCGUGCCUUCGUCUUUCUCCAACAGCCAUCCUCUCUACCAUAAACCAGAUCCUUACUAUUCAUAUUUCAGUGAUGAGAACGCUACUAAUUGUUUGUUAUGUGAGCGCUCGAUCUCAACGAGUUUGUAUGUGCUGGUUUGAUAAACAUGUUUUGUGUGUGUGUGUGUUUUCC